AUGCCCUCUUGGCCCAAUCUCUCGGAGUGCCUCUCCCAUAACUGCAGCUGGGAGGAGGAGACCCACAACGCCACUGGGGACACUGGCUUCGGCGUGCCUCCUCCUCUCAACUACUACUCCAUCCCUCUCCUCACGGUCAUCACCGUCGCCUGCACGUUGCUGUUUCCGAUCGGGGUGACCGGGAAUGUCAUGACCAUCCUGGUGGUCAGUAAGUACCGGGACAUGCGCACUACAACCAACCUGUACCUGUGUAGCAUGGCUGUGUCAGACCUGCUCAUCUUCAUCUGCAUGCCUCUGGACCUGUACCGCAUGUGGAGGUACCGGCCCUGGCGGUUCGGGGCCGUGCUCUGUAAGCUCUUUCAGUUCGUGUCAGAGUCGUGCACCUACUCCACCAUCCUCAGCAUCACGGCGCUGUCAGUGGAGCGCUACCUGGCCAUCUGCUUCCCGCUGCGCGCAAAGGCCCUGGUCACCAAGAGGCGUGUGCGCGCUCUCAUCCUAAUCCUGUGGACAGUGUCGCUGUUCAGCGCCGGACCCGUGUUCGUCAUGGUGGGAGUGGAGCGUGACAGCAUAUGGCCAAAUGUCAGCUCAGGGAUGAUGAAUGAGACUGACUUCUUCUCCCUGGAGGCCGGAGACACCCGGGAGUGCAAGAUGACGCACUACGCGGUGGAGUCGGGCCUGAUGGGAGCCAUGGUGUGGCUGAACUCGGUCUUCUUCUUCAUGCCGGUGUUCUGCCUCACGGUGCUCUACAGCCUCAUAGGCCGCCGGCUGUGGCAGAGAGACAGGGAGACGAGCAUCAGCUCCCGGGUGGCUCACCGGGACAAGAGCAACAGGCAGACCAUCAAGAUGCUCGUGGUGGUGGUGCUGGCCUUUGUCCUGUGCUGGUUGCCGUUCCAUGUGGGUCGCUACGUGCACUUUCGCUCUCUGGACGCCCCGUCCCCGCUGCUGUCUGUGUUGUCCGAAUACUGCAACUUGGUGUCCGUGGUCCUCUUCUACCUGAGCGCCGCCAUCAACCCCAUCCUCUAUAACACCAUGUCCUGGAAGUACCGGGGCGCAGCGGCGCGCCUCUUCGGCCUGGCCGACAGUCAGCCGCCGCGCAGCCGCACAGCCAGCAGCAUGAAGGGAGACGGCUCGAACGGCUGGACGGAAUCCACAGUCAGCUUCUGA
Anoplopoma fimbria (sablefish) is the source of this 1164-nucleotide messenger RNA. RefSeq names its product growth hormone secretagogue receptor a (gene ghsra). The transcript is spliced from 2 exons. Gene Ontology annotation, biological process: G protein-coupled receptor signaling pathway; hormone-mediated signaling pathway. Lineage: Eukaryota; Metazoa; Chordata; Actinopteri; Perciformes; Anoplopomatidae. The coding region runs from base 1 to 1164 and encodes 387 amino acids. Gene Ontology annotation, molecular function: growth hormone secretagogue receptor activity. Gene Ontology annotation, cellular component: plasma membrane. The record is from RefSeq and is a predicted model, not a curated record.